This is a messenger RNA of Sphaerodactylus townsendi, 4207 nucleotides long. It is a transcript of the gene SCEL, whose product is annotated as sciellin. The record is from RefSeq and is a predicted model, not a curated record. Gene Ontology annotation, biological process: epidermis development. Bases 536 to 2059 code for a protein of 507 amino acids. The transcript is spliced from 26 exons. NCBI's taxonomy places the organism in Eukaryota, Metazoa, Chordata, Lepidosauria, Squamata, Sphaerodactylidae. Gene Ontology annotation, cellular component: cytoplasm.
CUGCAGCCUGAAAAAGUUUUUGGAAAAGGAAAGGAACUAAGGUCUACCAGAAAAUCACAGGUGUCCAGAAUGCAAGAAAGUUCUCCAAUCAGAACAAAAAGAUCAUCAUCAUCAUCAUCAUCAUCAUCAUCAUCAUCAUCAUCAUCAUCAUCAUCAUCAUCAUCAUCAUCAUCAUCAUCAUCAAUAUAAGUUCAGGGAUUUUCAAGAUGAGUUAGAAUUAAAGGAUUUGGAGCAAUAAGUAAUGUACAGCCCAGCUCUGCAUCAUAAGAAAGAUACCUGAACCAGAGUACAAAAAAUGCAAGUGAAUUUUAACUGAAUUGGUAUUUGUGGAAGGUGAACUCCCUCUACCACGCCUCUCUUCUCCUCCCUGAGUGACUCAGUCGCUGGUGAAGAAGCCGGGAAGCUAUUGAGACUCUCAGAUGGAGAACGAUAUCACUCUCCUGUAAGCUGAACUGCUCAACCUUAAGCACCAGGGACUGGAUUCUAGAGUUUCUCAUUCAUGGUAUAAGAAAAAGAUAAAAGGCCUGUGAACAAGAUGACAACAUUCACCGUUGCAAAAUCAUCACCUGACAAACAUGAUUCCAAGAAUGCUUCCCUUGCAAUGAAGAGCAGGCAGCAGGUUCUUAAUGAGGUCAACAAGCGGAGGACCCUCUUGCAAGAUAACAGCUGGAUAAAGAAACGACCAGAAGAGGAAACCGCUGAAGAAAACUAUGGCAGAGUUGUCCUCAACCAAUACAAGUCACAAGAAAGCUUACACAGGAAUGCAGAUGAAAAGGAUGAACAGAGAGCUAUGCUUAACCGGUAUAGAUCGGAUACUACUUUAAAUAGAAUUUCUGACAGGGAUAAUGACGAUGGCAAAGCAAAGAAGCUUCCCACCUUGGAUGGCAGGUCAAAUAAUGGCAAGGAAUUAGUUGUACAAGGGAACAUGGACAACGCCACUUCUCCAGUGAAGAAGAAAAGGCAAUCAUGGAUGCCUCCCCCAGUUCCAACUCAGAAGCCCACUACUGACAAUAUAGAAUCCCACAAAAGAGUGGCCUCUCCUUCAGGCAGACCUGGAGGACCAAAAAUGACUGUGCGCACGUCAGAGCCAAUUAAAUCUCCAAAGCCAAAUAAUGUUGUGAAUGACCAGCUCAGAGCAAGGCAAAUAUGUCCAGCAAAACCUAGCGAAUCAGAUGCUGGCAGAAACACUACUGCGGAGAGGACUGGGAGAACCCAAGGCCUGGACAGUCUCAUCCAAGUCAAAGUGGCAGCUGAUAAAAGUGAAAAGGGCAACCUGGAUGAUCUGAUCAAAGUGAAUCCUGCAUCAAAUGGACGUGACAAGGAAGACUUAGAUGAUCUCAUAAAAGGGAAACCUGCAUUGAAUGGACACAACAAGGGAGACUUAGAUGAUCUCAUAAAACCUGCAUCGAAUGGAUGCAACAAAGGAACCCUUGAUGACCUCAUCAAAGUGAACCCUACAGCGAAUGGACAUAACAAAGGGGGAAGAGAUCUGGAUGACUUCAUUGAUGUCAAUAACACUGCACCACAAAACAAAAGAAGCCGAGAGCUUGAUGACCUCAUUGUGAUAAAAUCAUCUACUGCGGAUCAAAAUAAAAAGAGGGUAUCUGAACAAGAGUGUGAAUCAGCCCGUGCUCCAGACAAGCAGACGGACAUGAAACGCUCAUACCAGGUUACAAGAGAAUCCAGCUAUAAUGCCUCAAGCAGUUACUCACAUCCAAAGGACACUACUGUGUACACAAGGACAUAUGAGAAUAGCAAAUUUCCCCAUGAUAGUUAUGAAGACAUCAUCCAUGGAAAAUCUAUCAAAACUGUUUAUUCGACUUCUGACAGGACCGUGAUUGAAAAAGAAAUGUGCACAUUCUGCCGGAAGCCCUUGGGCACAGACACUAAGAUGGUUCUUGAUGCCUUGCAGAUCUGCUGCCAUGCAACUUGCUUCAAGUGUGAAGUUUGCAAAGGACCUCUGGAAAACCUGAAGGCAGGAGACAGCAUUUGGAUUCACAAGAACACAGUGCAUUGCGAGCCCUGCUAUUCUAAAGUGAAAGCAUCAUGGAUCUACUAAUUUUGACUUACUGGGUUUGGUGUGAUCUCAUAUGAUUAGCUGUGCACUUUUAUCUUUGACAAUCAUACAUUUUUAGGGAGGGGAUCUCUGAUGUUUGCUACAAGCCAUUGCAUACUGUAGAUACUUGCAGAGAACAAGAAGAAGAAAUUGAAAUUAUAACCAGAUUCCGAAAGAGAAGAAAUUACAUGAUGGCACUUGGUGAGAAGAUGUCUGCAGUACCCAUAAAAAGAGGUUGCCUUAAAUUCACCAUAUGAAGAUACCUGAUUAAGCUCUGAAGAAGUUGUAUUCUAUUUUGUAUUCAUUCAGGAAUAGUUCAUACGUGCAUAAAGGUUGUCAGGUAUGAAUGAAUCUCUGCAGAUCCGAUACAACAGAUAGGCACAAUGAACCCAAUAUUAGAAAUAAGUUGCAUUUAAAGUGUGUUGCAUUUACUGUCAUAGGCUUGUGGGAGGAGCCAGCAGAAUACUUUGUGCCUUGUGACCCUUGGCAUAAAAUGUGGCCCUUGUUACUUAAAGGGAUGGGCCAGUCCUGAUUUUCAGGCAAUUAUGCUCUUCAUAAAAUGAAAAACAUAACUUUCAUAUGUAUACAAAAACUUCCCUCCUCUAUUCAUAUCCGCUCUCCCAGCCCUUUAACAAAGCCUCCUCCCCCACCCCAAGUGACUGACAGUACAGUUUGCAGGACCAUAUGAUAGAAGAUUGCUGGUAAUAAGUCCCAGUCAUGGAAAGAGCUAUGGCUGGGGCUGCGGUUGAGAUGGAAACAGUGGUAAACAUAGGUAGCCAUUAGGGAAAGCCGGGAAUGGUUGAAUUGUAUGUAUUGGGAACGUCCACAACAUGGAGAUUUUGAUAUGCAACUCUUUGGCACAGAAAUUUUGUCCUAACAUCUUGAGAAUGCAAGAAGAUAAUUGAUCAUGCAAGUACAUAUGUAAGUCUUUUGAUGCUAUUGAUAAAUAUUCUGAAAGUCAGGACCCUGCUAUUGUGUUGAAUAUUGUGCUGUAUAUUUUUACCAUGGCUGUAAUCACAAACAUCAACACAUUUCUCCCUUUCUUAAAUCUAACUCUAUGCUUAUAGCUUAGUGCUAUAAAAUAAUAGAAAAAUUUCCUUGGCAUAGAGAAAUAUAUUAACAUUAAAUGUAUAAAAGGUAAAAUUAAAAUGUAAGAGACGAAGAGUUUGAUUAAUUGUAUCGCAUAGCUAUUUCCAAAUAAUCAACAGACUUUUAAAAUAUACACAGUAAUUCUAGGAUGAUAGUUUAGUUUGGAGCUGCAAACAGUAGUCCAGUGACACCUUCAAAGCAUAGUGAAAUUUAUUUCAGCAGAAGUUCUCAUGAGCCAGAGCUCACAUGGCCUGACGUGUACAUAGAGUCAAUCAUCUGAGGAAGAGACUCCCAAAAAACUUAUGGUGGAAUGAAUUUCAUUACUCUUUAAGUGCCACCGGAGUCCUGUUUUAUGUAGAAUAAUGUUUCAAUGACCUUCAAUGCCAUCAUAAGCAAAGUCAUACCCUUCUCUUCAAGAUAGUGAUUUUAGAAGGGUAUAACUGCUUAGGAUGGCCCCAUUAAUGAGUAACAUUGAAGAAAUGUGGCUGUCAAGGAUGUUGCUUGCUCUCUUAAAUCUGUAGUGUCUUUUGCAAUUGAUUUCUGCACUUCCUGGCUCGUGGCAAUAAAAGACUGACCAAGUAUGGCAACAGAGGAGAAGGGGAAAACCCAUAGCACAAAGUAACUUAUGCCCCACUUUCCAGUGGCAUCAAUAUGUGCUGCUGGGAGGGGCCGUUCCCAGCCUGAAAGUGCACUGCAGGCCGACUAAUGUCAGCUCCACCUCUGGGAAUUCUCCCAGAAGGUAUUCCAAAGUGCAGGCAUGGCCUUGGCCACUAUGGGUUUGGCCACUAUGCAGCUGUGUGGAGGUAAGCAGCCCAGCACUGGCACCCGCUGGGCACAGUGGGCACAGAUGUCAGCAUAGCACUCCCACCACUUCCAAUGCAGCUUCAACCCACCUCCUUUGGAUUGUACAGUAAGAGUGUGAAAAUAAUGGCCUGCUAAUCAGUGUUUACAUGGGAGUUCCUAGGUAGAAACACAAAUUAAAUAGUUUGUAUGUUCUGUUUUAUUUUUGUGUGCUAGAUAUAAGUGCAAGUUAUAAAUAUAAUAAAUGAAUGCAUAAAACAA